This is a messenger RNA of Endocarpon pusillum Z07020, 1785 nucleotides long. RefSeq lists its product as uncharacterized. The coding region runs from base 1 to 1785 and encodes 594 amino acids. The record is from RefSeq and is a predicted model, not a curated record. Gene Ontology annotation, molecular function: ADP binding. NCBI's taxonomy places the organism in Eukaryota, Fungi, Ascomycota, Eurotiomycetes, Verrucariales, Verrucariaceae. The transcript is spliced from 2 exons.
AUGGCUUCACUUCGCGACUACUUCUCUAUAUCUACGAAUGGCACAAGAGCAGCACUUUACGGGAUAGGUGGUGUCGGGAAGACACAAUGCGCUGUGAAUUAUUGCCACUCGGUGAAAGGUGAUGUUCAUGUGCUGUGGGUUCUUGCCCACCGUGUCUCUGCUCUGAAGGCAUCUUUCAACAAGAUUGCUGACACACUAGGGCUGCUGAAGUCCAUAGACCCCGUAAAAUCCGUCCAUGAAUGGUUGCAGGGGUGUCGCAACUCGCUUGUUGUCUUCGACAAUGUUGAUAACAUUAACAUAGUUCAACCAUACUUACCCCGCGAAGAGUCUCAUCCGUUUGGUAAAUCUCAAGCUGUUCUUCUUACAACCCGAGACUCGGCGAUAGUGGAAUCUGAGACGGUUCCUUUUGGUACUGAGGUCAACCUCUUUGAUACGAAAGAUGCCAUUCGUUUGUUUAUGUUAAACCUGAAUUCCUGGACACCAACGCAGCAUGAUCAGAUAAGAACAAAAAUGGAGGAUUUUACUGCGAAUUCAGCUGUUCAGCGAAUUCUUAAUGAAAAAUUCGGAUUCACAAACAUCACUCAGUUGGAAAAGAUCGCUGAGCUUACUGGAAGGUUGCCACUAGCCAUAGUGCAGUGCGCUUCAUACCUACGUCAGUACCCGACGAGCUAUCCAGAUUAUAUACGCAAAUUCCAAGCCAGUACUCACAAAUCUCGACAGAGGUUUCUAUCCCAUAGUCCAAAGGGUGCACAGUACAGCGAAAGCAUUAUGACUACCUGGGAGAUCAGCUUUGAGCACAUUGUCCAGGAUCUUCCUGGUGCAGGAGAGCUUCUGACCAUGUUUGGGUUUCUUGAUCGCAUUGGAAUCUCAAUGGACUUGACAGAGUCUGCGUUGACUGGAUUGAGAUUUUGGCAGGAGAAGUGCGUCAUUACCCCGGCUGCAGACCUGCGAGCAAAGUUCCAUUUUCUGGAUUUCGUGGGCGAUUAUAUCGACAACCUUGGACUGCUACAGUCUCUCUCCUUGAUUAGCCAAGAUCCCAAAAAGCGGCAGAUAUCAAUGCAUCCAUUGGUACACGAAUGGACUCACCUCAGACUGCAAGGUUCGCGUUGUGCUGAGUGGUUGAUCGCAGUAAUCAGAGUCCUUUACCAUCGUCUGCCCCCACUCAUCUACUCUGCAAACGAUCGCAGUGUUCCCCAUCAAGCUGAAAUUGUCCUGUGCCACACCGAGCGCUGCAAGGAGCUGGUGGGACUUUACAUUGAAGACAUUCUGAAUUGCUGCCCUGAAGUUGCCAUGUUCUUCCUAGAGAGUUACCUCUGGUAUCAUGGUCAGGACCAUCUAGACGUGGUAGAGAAACUCGUGGCCAGAGUACGAGAAGAAGACAGAAAUUGGGUAAUGAAGCUCUUGUGCGGAGCACGGUUACAUCAAAUUGUACAAGAUUUUCAGGGAAGUAUCAGCGGGAUUUUGGACGAAGUUCAGUAUCACCGAUACUCCACUUCCCUCACCCUACUUUCCAAAGACAACAAUACGGCUCCUGUGGGAACAAGGUUCGUCUUGACGGAGGCUACGGUGACUCAUCGGCUAGGCGAGCUACUGGAAAGGGAUAUGCGGGUUCCACUACAUGACAUUGUACACCUCGAUGUGCAUACGCGGCGUGAACAAGGUACAUCAUCUGCCACCACGGAGGCCGUAACAAUCUCAGCAGCACAGAUUGCAGCCCGCCUAAAGCCCCAGGCCACCGCAGCAAACAAGACCGUGAAGUUGUUACGAAAUCAACCAGGGACUUGA